CCCCUUAAGUAGGACAUUGAGCUGAGGAAGAGCCGUGGUCCUGCAAUGGAGGCUAGAGCGUCAUUAGCUAGCUACUAACAUUUAAUUUAACUUCAUUUCAGUGUCUCGUUUUGUUUCGCGCCCCAACCUGUUGAACAUCUUUAUUGCUUUUCUGUAGUGGACUGAUUGAUAGGUGUCAAACAUGUGUUCGAUUGCACAUAAGCAGUGCAGAGAACCGUUGGAUAACAAAUUGGGUGCUUAUGUGAAUUAAAUCUUGAUUUAGUUUGCUAGCUAGGUUGGAAAAAUUGAAAUACGGUUGCAAUAAAAUUAGGCGGCUAGCUACAGGUACACUCGCCAAAAAAUAAUUCGGAGGCCCGGAGCUGCAUUAAUUCAUUUUUGACAACGCGGUGCCCUGAGCGAUGGGGGCCUUCCUGGACAAGCCGAAGACGGAGAAGCACACGGCCCACGGCGGGGGCAACGGCCUGCGCUUCGGGCUGAGCAGCAUGCAGGGCUGGCGGGUGGAGAUGGAGGACGCGCACACGGCGGCGGUGGGCCUGCCCGGCGGCCUGGACGACUGGUCCUUCUUCGCCGUGUACGACGGGCACGCCGGCUCCCGCGUGGCCAACUACUGCUCGCAGCACCUGCUGGAGCACAUCACGGGCAGCGAGGGCUUCCGCGGCGACCACGGCGAGCCGGCGGUGGAGGCGGUGAAGAGCGGGAUCCGGGCGGGCUUCCUGAAGAUCGACGACCACAUGCGCGGCUUCUCGGACCUGCGCAACGGGCUGGACCGCAGCGGCUCCACGGCGGUGGCGGCGCUGCUGUCGCCGGGCCACCUGUACUUCAUCAACUGCGGCGACUCGCGCGCCGUGCUCAGCCGCCACGGCCAGGUGCGCCUGUGCACGCAGGACCACAAGCCCUGCGACCCGCGCGAGAAGGAGCGCAUCCAGAACGCCGGCGGCAGCGUCAUGAUCCAGCGCGUCAACGGCUCGCUGGCCGUCUCCCGCGCCCUCGGCGACUACGACUACAAGUGCGUGGACGGCAAGGGCCCCACGGAGCAGCUGGUGUCCCCCGAGCCCGAGGUGUUCGAGAUCGCCCGCGCCCCGGAGGACGAGUUCCUGGUGCUGGCCUGCGACGGCAUCUGGGACGUCAUGAGCAACGAGGAGCUCUGCGACUUCGUCCGCUCCCGCCUGGAGGUGUGCGACGACCUGGAGAGGGUCUGCAACUCUGUGGUGGACACGUGCCUGCACAAGGGGAGCCGUGACAACAUGAGUGUGGUGCUAGUGUGUUUACCCAACGCCCCCAAGGUGUCUGAGGAGGCGAAGAAGAAGGAAGCUGAGCUAGACAAGUACCUGGAGUCUCGCGUGGAAGAAAUCAUGGAGACGUCUGGCGAGGACGGUCUUCCUGACCUUGGACACGUCAUGCGCACCCUAGCCUCAGAGACUAUCCCCAACCUGCCACCAGGGGGCGGCCUUGCCAGCAAGCGCAGUGUGGUCGAGGCGGCGUACAGCAGAAUCAACCCUCACAGAGAGGAGGACGGGGAGUCGGAGGAAGCGGAGGAGGGCAGCAACAGCACACACCUGCGGGAGGCGCUGCGGCAGUUCCGCAUUAGUCACAGGGGCCAGUACCGCCAGGUCCUGGAGGAGGCGCUGUCCACCAUCUGCCUGCUCGGCGAGACGGGGGAAGAGGGCCCCGGACCCGCCCCCGGCGACGAAGCCCCGCCCUCGGAGUCGGCCACCCCGGGACCCCAGGACGAGGAGGGACGACUGGGGAGCUCGUCCCCUCCGCCUCCCGAAAGCCCUGACCCGCCCAUCGUGUGACCUCUGACCUCGCGACCCCGCGUUCCCCGGCGACACCGAGCGCAAGCCCUUCCGCUGCCCUUCCCUUUGCCCCGCCCCGACCACAGCGCACAGUUCGGGUUUGACCCUCUGGCCAAUCAGAAUGGCGGGGCAGAGGAGAGAGGGGCGGGACAGUUCGUCACAGAUAAUCCACAGGGAACAAAUUGCCAAGGAAACAUACUUGUGACACGCCUCCCCAGGACAGAGACUCGCAUCGUUAGGGUGAGGCAAAGGGGGCGGUGCUCUCCAGGCAGCAAGUGUUCUAACGUUCUGCAACGGUUAAUGAGGAUCAGCCAGGCCUAGUCUCCCAGCCAGCUCCCUUCCUUGUAUUUGUCCUCCUGUAGACAGCUUUAGCCACGCACUUCAUUGAGCUUUUAUGAGGAGACCAUAUGAAUUAACUAUAACUUGUACUUGACUGAGAUAUUGUAGAGUGUGCAUGCAUUUUUGGUGAGCAGCUGUCAUACUUUUCCCCUUUUGCCUGCUUGCUUAUUCCUGUGUGAAAGAGCGAGAGGAUAUGCACUGCUUUUGUUGACUGUGUGUUGGGUCCAGAGACCCUGUCACUCUGCAGCACGGAGCCCAUGAUUCCCACAAUACAUUGCCCACAUGCAAUGCAUUCUGUGUUCUGUAGUCUAGUCACUGGCUGGAACAAUUAGGCCUGUCUCAUUUUAUUAGCAUGCGCUAUUUUUGGCCGUGCUAAGUUUAUGCUGUUGUGUUUAAACAGCGUGCUUAUGUGUUUUUGUUAUGCCUGCGCGUCUGUGCGUAUAUGCUAGCAUGUGUGCACGAGCGUGUAUAAGUGUCAAUGCGGCUGCAUGUUAGAGAGGCAGUCUGGGUGUUGCGUGUUGUGUUGAAAGUGUAACAGGUGAGAGGUUUUGGAGUGUGUUGUAAGUGUCCGGUAGAGGAGCGGUGGUGAUGUUGAAUGCAAGGUGCAAGUGUGUGUCGGAGGAUAGGUGUACUGCAGUAGAUGCGUUUUAGAAAAAGAAUGCGAUUGUGUGCAUGAGACCGUAUGUGCAAAACAUGCGGUGGGUGCUGCAGAUGUCUUUUAAGGAGUAUUCUUUCACUCUUUUCUUCCCUCUCUCCCUACACUUCUCACCUAUCCCUUCUUUCUGCUCACUGCUUAGGUAACCUAACAAGCUGUCAUUGGCAUGCUAUAUUUAGCUGAAUGGAAGGCUGUUAACUGCACACAUUUUAGCUGUGUGAAUAUUUUUAUUCAACAAAAUAACCAAAAGGAAAGUUCACAGAAUGUCUUGGCAUUCUGAACCUUAUGUCAUGUUUUCUGCACUUGCAUUUCCUAAUGCCAUUUUUACUUUAGACGUGAGGUAACCCUGAUAGGUCAAGGCUUUUUUUGUGACAUCAUAAUGGCAGCACCACAGAAAUAACAACAGUGACAUCACAGGCAACAGGAUGAGACUCCACACCAACAUGGAUGGUCUCUGUUGGUCUCUGACAUCCUCCUGGCACAGGGAGUUAACAUUGCCCCUGACGGAGCCAGUGAUUGGCUGGUGGGGUAUCGAACCCCACUGUCAUUCACAGAAUGUUAUUAGUUAUAUGUGGGUGAGGCCGGGAUACCACAGUCCGGAGAGUUUUUGAUGAGCUAGGGAGCAAACAAAGAUUUUCCAUAUUAAUCUCUUCAAAUGAUCAAUCUUUGUUGUUUGUGUGUUUUAAAAGCAUGUUUGUUUCUUAUGUGUGUAUACCCUCAGCACCAAAAACCUGUGGAGAAAAUGAAAUUACACAGCAGAGGUAAAGCAGGCAGAAUUCUCCUGCCACAGGACAACUUUUCGAAAUGAAAGAGUGGGUGUGUGAUGAGAAGUUUAAAUGCAUUCCAGUUAAUUUUCCUCCGACGCUGUUAUUUUUGAGCUGAAGCGAAUAAGUUUCGUUUUUUAUAGGUGUUUCGUGCUGCUGUUUUUUCCUGAGCAAAUAAAAUUUCAUUUAACAGAAAA
Molecule: messenger RNA, 3751 nt
Organism: Anguilla anguilla (European eel)
Lineage: Eukaryota; Metazoa; Chordata; Actinopteri; Anguilliformes; Anguillidae
Product: protein phosphatase 1B-like
Exons: 6
Coding region: 399-1796 (465 amino acids)
Biological process (GO): protein dephosphorylation; positive regulation of canonical NF-kappaB signal transduction; negative regulation of canonical NF-kappaB signal transduction
Cellular component (GO): cytosol; nucleus
Molecular function (GO): protein serine/threonine phosphatase activity; manganese ion binding; magnesium ion binding
Source: RefSeq, a predicted model, not a curated record